Messenger RNA from Xylaria bambusicola, 733 nucleotides. RefSeq lists its product as uncharacterized. The coding region runs from base 200 to 538 and encodes 112 amino acids. NCBI's taxonomy places the organism in Eukaryota, Fungi, Ascomycota, Sordariomycetes, Xylariales, Xylariaceae. The transcript has 2 exons. The record is from RefSeq and is a predicted model, not a curated record.
GAAACUUGCUCCUAGAAAUAAAUACCUUUCCCCCCUUUCUCUCAAAGUACUUCUAGUCUGAGCUGGCCAUUGGGAGUUCCCGCAUUUCUAAUAUUUCUGUAACCUCAAUUCCUCGCGUCAAAGAUACAUACGAAGUAUCUUUGUCUUCUAUAUCCAAACAACCGCUUAAUCACACCCACACAUACAAAAACAACCAAAAAUGGCGUCAAGGAUGUUAUCUACAGCCCUUCGCCCUGCCGCGAGCGCAGUCAGCAGACAAACCGUCACAGCCCAGCGCGGCUUCAGCGCCAGUGCCAUGAGCAUGAAGCAGAAGGAGGGCCACGACGAGAGCUACGACCCCGAGAAGCACAAGCAGGACUUGCUCUCGAAGCAGAAGUCAGGCAAGGGUCACUGGAAGCCGGAGCUGGCCUCCGAGAGCGAGGCGGCCGUCAAGGCGGACCGUACUAACGGCGAGGACAUCGCCACGCUCCAGAACCGCACAAAGGCCACCGCUGAAGAAACGUCCAAGGGUGGCACCAGCAUGCAUGAUGGAUUGUAAAGAAAGGAAAGGGCAAUAGUGUACGUGAUGAGAGUGGACCUGGUGUGAAAUGGGAUGAGAUGCCUUGCCAUUGUGACGUGGUACUGAAAAGCCUCAAACCGUAUCAUUAGAAACCAACGGCACAAAAAAAAAAGUUCAUAAUUGAGAUUUCGUGCGAGAACUUCUGCCGUCUGCUUCACUGGCAGGAAUCACAGA